Messenger RNA from Motacilla alba alba, 2473 nucleotides. It is a transcript of the gene R3HCC1, whose product is annotated as R3H domain and coiled-coil containing 1. Bases 39 to 2078 code for a protein of 679 amino acids. The record is from RefSeq and is a predicted model, not a curated record. The transcript has 9 exons. Gene Ontology annotation, molecular function: nucleic acid binding. NCBI's taxonomy places the organism in Eukaryota, Metazoa, Chordata, Aves, Passeriformes, Motacillidae.
CGGGCGGGAGGAGCCGGGGCCGGGCGGGAGGAGCCUGGAUGGAGCGGGAGGAGCCGGCACCGGGCGCAGGCGCCGCACCGGUAUCCGCUGCUCGGCCGGGCCUGGCGGCUGUCCCCGCCGCCGCGCUGGCGCUGCGCUCCAUGGAUGGCGUUUUCCUGUCGCCCAGCGAGGAUGAGUUCGUGGGCAGGAUCGCGGAGGAGCUGGAGCGCUUCAUGGGGCAGGGCCAGCACCAGCGAGUGCUCCUGUUCCCACCCCUGUCCAGCCGCCUCAGGUACCUGAUCCACCGCACCGUGGAAAACAUGGAAUUGCUGAGCAGCUUCUCGGUGGGAGAGGGCUGGAGGAGGAGGACAGUCAUUUGUCACUCGGCCGUCAGGCUUCCCAACGAGACCUCGAGCGACCAAAAACCUGGGACCAACCCCCCUCGGCCGCAGCGCCCAGCGCAGCCCUGGGGCCGGGGGGGCCGGGGGGCCCGGCUGCGCCUCGCCGGGGACACCCACGGGGACAAUCCCCGCGCCUCCGUGGGCUCGGGCAGGAUCACCAGGCCGCCCAGGAAGAAGCCAGAGAAAGCCCUGUACGUGCCCAAAGGGAUCCGGAAAAAGGCCAAUUGGAGGGAGCGGGAGAGCCCCGGGGACGAGGAUGCGGCUCCAGGGGGGGAAAACUGCCCCAGAAAUUCCACCCGGGACACCCAGCAGGAGCUGGGCAAGGCUGGAGGCAGCCCUGGCAAGCAGCAGGAGCCGGAGGAUGUCCCAGGAAAGGGCAGCGCUGAGCAUCCCCUGUGUGAUGGGAAGGUGCCAUCCUUAGGGAAUAGCCGCGGUUCCCGUGAGCAGGAAAGUCGGGAUAAAGACUGUUCCCACUCCCCGUCUUCUGCACACGACAAACACCCACCCGAGGCCGGAGAGGAAGAGCCGAGCCACGCCAGCGCCGUCAUUCCAGAAGGCAGCGAAUUCCAGGGCCAGCUGCAAGAGGAGAACCAACCCAGCCGGGAUUCCAGAGGGUCGGAGUGCGGGAGAAGCUCCAUCCCUUUGGAAAACCACGGUGGCAGCAGGACAGACCCGGCCGUGACAGACCCGGUCGUGACAGAUGUGGCCGUGACAGACCCGGCCGUGACACACCUGCCUGUGACAGAUGUGGCCGUGACACACCCGCCUGUGACAGACCCAGCCGUGACAGACCUGCCUGUGACAGACCCAGCUGUGACAGAUGUGGCCGUGACAGACCCCCCAGUGCUGGAAACACUGCCGAGCAGCAGGGGCCUGGUGUCCCCCCCUGGCCAGCAGGAUUCCCGGAAUUCCGAGGGAGGCCGGGCUGAUUCCACGCCGGAGAGCCCCCGCGCUGGGCAGGAGGAGCAGAAACCCUUGCAGAAGGUUCUGGAAGGCCCAGGCGAGGAUCUGGCCGCUCCCGAGCCGCUCCCUGCUGGAGAUCCCGGCGCUCCGGGGCGGAUCCGCGGCAGGAAGGAGGAAGAGGAGGACGAGGAAGGCUCGGAUGUGGCUGAGGCGCUGGGCAGGGGCCUGGAUUUGGCUGCAGGGGACAGAGAGGGGACGAGGCAGAGCGGCCUCGAGGACGACUGCACAGCAGAGCUCCUGGCAGAGAUCGUUGGGAAUUUGACGGUGAAGGACAUCAGCAUCGAGAGGAUCAGCGUGGAUUACUGCGGCUACGGGGAGGCCCAGGUCAGCGAGGGGGACCUGGGCCACGUCACCGAGAUCUACGACUUCCCCUCGUCCCUGAAAACCGAGGACCUGCUGGAAAUAUUCUCGGAUUUCCACGAGAGCGGCUUCAGACUGCAGUGGGUGGACGACACGCACGCCCUGGGCAUCUUCUCCAGCCUCUGCACAGCCUCGCAGGCCCUGGGCCGUCGCUACCCGUGCCUGAAGCUGCGGCCGCUGCUCCACGCCUCGCGGCAGUCCAGGCUGAGGGCGCUGCAGAGACCAAAACUGCUUCAGCUGGGGAAGGAGAGGCCGCAGACGGACGCGGCGGUGGCCAGGCGGCUCGUGUCCCACGCGCUGGGCUGGAGGCAGCGGCAGCACGAGGCCGUGGACACCGAAGCUUUCCAGGCAGAGCCCUUGGAUCAGCAGGAAUAAUCCCCAAAAAAAAAAAGGCUGUAAAGAUGAGCAUGGCUGUGCUAUUAAACGCAUGCAGAGCAGGCAGUGCCACGGGGGUGUUCCUUUAGGGAGCAGCUUGGGAAGGUUGGGAAUGGGAAUUCCUGUUCGGGUUUUUUUGGAGCCCUGGGAAGCGCUGGAAUUCUUUGUUUCAAAGCUGGGGCAGCUGCAGGAACGAGGUGGUUUCUUUAUUCCUUAUUCCUGCUCUGUUCUCCAACAGACAAUAGGCAUUAAGAGUAAGAAAAUUGGGAUUUUUUGGGGCCAAAAUUCAACUCUAAGCAAGGGCAGGAGUUCAAAAAUCUGUUCCAAGUUUGUUGCGACGUUGCCGUUCAGAUAUCCCAGAAAACUGACAGGCAGUGAAUCCAAGUUUUGGGGAA